Messenger RNA from Strongylocentrotus purpuratus (purple sea urchin), 7434 nucleotides. RefSeq names its product sodium- and chloride-dependent glycine transporter 1. Bases 475 to 2526 code for a protein of 683 amino acids. NCBI's taxonomy places the organism in Eukaryota, Metazoa, Echinodermata, Echinoidea, Camarodonta, Strongylocentrotidae. The record is from RefSeq and is a predicted model, not a curated record. The transcript is spliced from 12 exons. Gene Ontology annotation, biological process: sodium ion transmembrane transport. Gene Ontology annotation, cellular component: membrane.
GUGCCCUUUUGCUUCUCUCUUUUGUUCAUGUUCAGGCGAGCGUCAUAACCAGACACUUGUUUUUAUUUCGGCAGCCAAUCAGCUUGCAGGAUAUCGUCACACCUCCCAUUGAGCUUGAACCUCAAUCUACAAAAAACUCGUCCGUCAUCAGUGGAUGAACAUUAAUGCCGAAAUAUGAAACCGAGUCACAAGUCUUUUAGUUAAAGAUAGAACCCUUUUCCGCUUACGGCUUUACUCCCUCCUCCACAUUCUAUAUUUUAGUGCAUGGAGGACAAACCAUUGCCGUUGAGCAGUCCUUGCAGUGUGCCUUUUUCAGAAUACCCGGCAUUGCCGAUCAGAAAUCGAGACGUGAAGCUCUGACUGCACGAGCGAUUGUUCAUUCCUGCUUUUGUUGCUUUGUGAAACAUUUGUGAAACAAGAAGAUUUGAUUAUUUUGUCUUGGAGAUUUGAAAAGUUGAGAUCGCAGAUAGAGAGAUGCUAAAGCUUAAUCUCAGAUCAGAGAAGGGUGAGGUUACUCUGCCUCUGAACGGAGUGUUAUCUAAUGGGAACGCCCCCUCGGAUGAUACCUCCAAUCUCGGGAAUAUUUCGAAGACCUCCAAGAGUUCCAAGAAGGAAGAUGAGAAUGUGGAGCGUGGUAACUGGUCCAACCAUCUGGACUUCAUCCUCUCCUGCGUGUCCUACGCCGUGGGCCUGGGCAACGUCUGGAGGUUCCCCUACCUCUGCUAUUCCAAUGGAGGGGGUGCUUUCCUCAUCCCCUACAUUGUGAUGCUUCUGUUUGCUGGCCUGCCCCUGUUCUUCCUGGAGUUGUGCUUUGGCCAGUACUCUAGCAGCGGGCCCAUCAGCGCCUGGAGGUCUGCACCCCUCAUGAAAGGUGUUGGGUACGGCAUGGUGGCCGUCUCAGCCUGGGUGGCCAUCUACUACAACGUGAUCAUCAGCUACACCAUGUUCUACAUGUUCAAGUCGAUGACCACCUCCCUGCCCUGGAUCGGCUGCCACCACGAGUGGAACACGCCCUACUGCAGCGAGCUGGUGGACGAGUGCAUGGAGGCGGGCGGGAUCAUGACCCUCAACAACACCUGCGUCAGUCUGUCCAACAUGACCCUGGAGGAGAUAGACAGCUACAACGUGACCACCGACGGCAACGCCACCGUCUCUUUCCUUGACCCCCUCCAGGAGUUCAGGAGACGCCCCAGCGAAGAGUAUUACAGACAUGGUGUUUUACAUGACUCCGGUGACAUGGGAUCAUUCGGCUACAUCAUCUGGCCGCUGGCCCUCUGUCUUCUCCUUGCCUGGACCCUCGAGUUCAUCUUCCUCGCCAAGGGCGUCAAGUCCUCCGGAAAGGUUGUAUACUUCACUGCCAUUUUCCCCUACAUUGUCCUGUUCAUCCUCCUGAUCCGCGGAAUGACUCUGCCAGGCCACAUGGACGGAAUUCUCUUUUUUAUCAAACCGCGAUGGGAGCUACUGAAAAAUCCCAAGGUGUGGAAGGAUGCUGCCGUUCAAAUCUUUUUCUCACUCAGUGCAUCGUGGGGAGGUCUUAUUACUCUAUCGUCAUACAAUCGCUUUAAAAAUAACUGCAUGAGGGAUGCCCUCAUUGUACCUUUACUAAACUGCGCUACCAGCAUCUUCGCCGGUUUCGUCAUCUUUUCCAUCAUGGGCUACAUGGCUCAUGAACUUAAAAAGCCAGUCUCCGAGGUGGUCGACGAGCAGUUCGGUCUCGCUUUCAUCGCCUACCCCGAGGCAGUCGCUAGGUUACCAAUCUCGCCACUUUGGGCCUUCCUCUUUUUCUUUAUGCUAAUCACACUGGGUUUGGGAUCACAGCUCUGUAUUGUUGAAACUGUUGUUACGUCGAUUGCCGAUGAAUUUAACCUGAGGAAAAAGAAGAUCUGGGUUUUGGCAGCAUAUUGUAUUAUUGCCUUCUUCAUGGGCUUAAUAUGUGUUACACAGGCGGGUAAUUACUGGGUGAUCCUCAUGGACAAGUACGCCGCCGACUUUGCCCUGCUGAUCUUCGGCAUGUCCGAGUGCAUCGGUCUCGGCUGGAUCUACGGAGUCAAGAACUUCACCAACGACAUCAGGUCCAUGCUGGGCGACAGGAUUGUUGACAACGUCCUCUUCAACUGGUGGAAGCUCAACUGGUGUUUCCUGACACCUGCUGUGCUAUCAUUUGUGAUGCUGUUCAGCUGGAUCUCCUGGGAACCCCCUAUGGCUACCGAGACCUACCCCUUCCCCACCUGGGCCCACGCCCUCGGCUGGCUCCUCAUCCUCACCGUCAUCAUGUGGAUCCCUCUCUACUGGAUCUACGCCUUCUGCAAGGCCAAGGGCGACACCUUCAGGCAACGCCUUAAGGCCAUGGCCACGCCCGAAGACUCCUGGGGACCCAUGGUCAUGUCCAACCGCCGACACGCCUGGGAGACGCAUAAUCAGAACGGAACCAGCAUGGGCGGUCAGCUCCAUCUGGACGACGAGGUCAAGUCAUCGCCAGGACUAUCCGCCGUCUACGUCCCGACCAGCACGACGGAAUCGGUUUAGUCACACUGAACAAACUUGGGUGACUUGAACAAAACACAGACUCCAAACUCUCAAGACAGGAACGAGUGCCCUUGUACUUUUAUCUUUGCAAUUGAAAUAGUGGAAUGGGAAUUGGAAGUUUAUUAACUGUUCAGUUAUAUGUGAGGAUGCGCUGACCCUAUUAUUAUACCUUCUGCUGAAUCUAUGGAAGGUGAGACGCAAGACGGCUCAUCGCUCGGCUGAUCGAUGCCCAGUUGUUGCCGACAUUUGCCGAGCUGUUGUGAUCAGGAGAAGCCACGUGCAAUGAUUCGCAAACGGGAAGAAACGGUGAAUACAAAAGUUGGAAGAUAUUGUCCAAAAAUGGAAGCAACAAUUGAAGCUCUUUUCAUCCCUGGUCCAACCAGUAAGCUUCGCUGUGCUUUCGGUCGAACCGAACCGCUGGGUCGUUUUUAAGCAGGAUGGAAAAAUUGCUUCUCGGCCAGUAUUCAUUACAGGGUUUUGCUACCUCUUAGUUUUCUCUCAUCAUUGUAUGCUUAUUUGGUAAUGAUAAUAUACCAAAUCUUACCGAAUGGAGCUUUCAUCUGCUUCUUGAUUCAACAUUAAGCGAUCCGCUACCGCUAGACUGGCCGUGUCGACCUGCCGUAAGUGACCUGGCAGGAAGCAGUCUGGAAAAGAUCAACUCAUAAUUACAAGAGCAGGAGAGAAACUUUGAAAUAUUUUGAGCAGGGUGAUUGUAAACAAUAUUUAUUUUUCCAAUUUUUAUUUCAAUUUUCUUCAUUUUGUGUGCGAUAAUCAUUUGCCCCCUGAAAUUUAUAUCCUACAUUUUCUUCUGUAAAUAAGUAUUAUGAAGAAAAUUUCCCCUCCUUGACUUUAAACAAAAAAAUAUAAGUGCCUCUUUUAUGUGGUAGCAUUCAUAUUUUUCUAUCAUUAUACUUCGCUUUUAUUAGUAGCAAAGUAGUAUUGGAGAAGAAAAAAAGGUUUAAACAUUUAGAUACAGUUUUUAGUCGUGAAGCUCAGUUGCAUUGCAAAAAAUAGGUAUAUCGAAAUUGUUCCUUUGCAUGUUGCUUGUGUUUGAGGCAAAUGCUUAUUUAUUGGAAAAGAAAAUUAUGGAAUUGAGAAAAAUUAUAUAUAUAUAUAUUUAUAUAUAUAAGACGUAGAAGGAUGAAAGAAAAUCCCUCCAUACAUUCCAAAAGAAUUGUAGUUCUGCCAUCUUUUCUGGUUUUUAGCAGCCUAGGUAUGGAUUUGAAAAUAGUUUUAAGGAAAUGAUUAACCUCGAGAUUCGAGAAGGAAAAAAAUAGAAGAAAAAAAAUGUCCAAAUAGAACAUACAAAGUUACACAUGUAGGAUGACAGUGUGUGUGCCCAUUUGUAAAUAAGUGUAUUAUAUUGUGAAUAGUUGUAUAUAGAAACAUGGCAAUUUUGCUGCGAGAGAUGGAAGAAUACUUACGCUCAGGUUCAUUAUUAACAAAGAAUAUGAAACAUGAAGUCUUGUUACAUGUCCCCAUCUGAAAGCAUUGGGUAUUCAAGUCGCUACUCAUCAUUUAUUAGAUCGAAAGGAUGCCAAGCCAUGUGGCUCAUCCCUGUAUUAAUUUGCAAUACAACCAUCCGGCAUCAAGCAGCUUUUCACGCAGUCCAAAACUUAAAAAUAUUUUCAUGUCCAGUUUUUUAGCAGUUACUUUUAGAUGUACGUGAAGAGUAAAUUUGAGCAGGUAACGUGAUAACCGAUUUGGUUCGUUUUCCAUGAAGAAAAUGUAUUGAGAAUCGUGCAGCUCUUGGUUUGUUGUAAAAUGCAAAUGUAAAUGCUGCUUAUCCAUCAGAGGGGUCGAAAGGUCAACGGUUGGUUAGAGCUGAAUCGUUUCUGAUUUACAGCUUUGCAUGGCCAAUUUGCUGGCCAUCACCUUAUAGCGAUUUUCAACCUUCCGCUAUCUUACCAGGUGCCUUAUUUUGCAUGUGGCCAUUUGCGAAAGGUUCUGUUCUUAUUUUUGCUCGGUCAUUCAAACAAUGCACCCUGCAGCUGAAAGGAAACAAAAAAAGUUUAAUAUGUGCAUUGGGGCCCUCUGUGAGUGCAACAGUUUGUAGAAAUUGUAGGAACCAUGAUGUGACCGCUAAUUGCUAACUGUUGGCAUGUUGGGCUGCGUAACAUAUCUGCACCCAAGAACAGACAAUGUUUAUACAAGCAUAUAAUGCUCAAGAAAAAUUGUAAAUAUCUAUUCAAUAUGUUUGGCUAAAAAGUGGCCAGACAUACGUGUAUAUUACAUCUAUGAAAAAAAGAAAAAAGUAAAAGAAAAAAAUAAAUAUACAUAAAAUAUAAAAGAAAAAAAAACACAAACAUUAAAAAAAUGGAGGAAAAAAAAAUUAGUUUAGAUGCUGUGAGUUAUUAUUGAACACACAAAAUGACAAUUAUGGAUAAAAAAGGAAGAUGAAAAGUAAAUUUUUUAUUGUAAUUACUUUGACAAUACUUGUUAGCAAUGCAUGAAUGAAUAGUUCUCUUUUUCCUUGUCCUUUUAUAAAAGUGUGCUACCUAUUCAAGUUACCUACCCUGUUCAUUUUUUAAAAUUUCCUAUUGAUUGGCAUUGGUGAAAAUGGACUUGGUCGUUCUUGAAUUCUUCAUUUCGACUUAACCAAAUUCAAAUGGUUGAUAUUUGUGUAAUAUGUUUGAAGUCUGACUUUCAUCGAAUGCCAAGGUGCAUGAAAUCGAGCCAAUGGUGUGCUAACAAUGCUAUUUAUGAAGACCUGUAUCAUUCGCUGACUUAUUGCACCAAAGAGCAGGCUGAUUUUUCCCGUUAUCGUUGCUUAAAACGUGUCAUUUUUCUGUUGAUUUAUAUAACCACUUCAACAUUUCAAAAAGAAAAAGAAAAAUCUGAACUUUCAAUCGAUACCUUGUGUUAUUUAUAUAUUUACCAACAUACUAUGAUAAAUAAUGCAAAAUCCUUCCAAAAGUCGCAAGUGCACAAAAGGGUUACUUGUAAAGUACAUUGUGUAGAUAUAAAUAGCUUGUACAUAGUAUGCAGCAUUAUAUCAUGUGUGAUUUGAAGCUUGGUCGGUUAGCAAAUUGAUGUCUUGGCCAAACCAUUGCAAUGCAUUAUGUAUCAAUGCAAACUUAAGGAAGUGGAGAAUAGGAUUAUCUUCUUGUAAAGAGUAUAUUUGUAGGGCUGAUUAAUUCUUUUCGAAGCCAAGAUGUAGUCUGCAUGUUCCGAGAGAACACAGUUACUCACGGAAUCAAUCGUUUCUCAUUUUUCUACUGUUUAUUUACUACUAAUCUUGGUCUUCCAAGUCCAGUUUUUACAGGGGUAUGUUUGAGUAUUUAAAACAAAAAAGCCUGUUUAAUAGUGGUACUGUAAAAUGAUUUUUCUUUUUUAACCAGCUCUGUUUUCGUGCUUAGAUAAGUUGUAAAAGCUUAAGGGUGAUGGAAUGAAAAUUAUAUCAAGGUUCUUUUUAAGUUCUAGAGACAUGUUUAUCAGGUAUUGGUUGGUUUUCAGAGCAAUAAGCAACAAGUGCUGCUUUAGCCUGGGAGAAAGAUUGCAUAGAAAUGCUUAAUGAGUUCAGCAAAUCUUCCCAGGAGGUUUAGUUGGAACCGCCUACGAUCAGGCGCAGGUCACUUUGAAGCAAUCACAAAGCUCUGGGGUCUCGAAGACUCUGACCCAUGUCCAUGCGGUCAAAUUCAGACCGGCUUAGCAUAUAAUGGGUGUGCUGUAGCAGGACUUCAUGUCCCCUAUCUGAUAUCGACAACCCACAGCUGGUGUCGUAUCUAAACAAUUGUCGGUUUUAAAUAGCUAUGGUUGAUAUAAGAAAUAAUAAUGAUGCAUUCCAUUUUGAUAAUGGCUUUCCUUACCUUACAUUCAGUUUGUUUGGAACUUUUGUGUAAUGUUCAAUGUUUGUCACAAGAACUGAACCAAUCAAAAGAAAGAACAAAUCGCCCCACACUGCCAAGAACGCAAAGACUCUACCAAAAGUACAGUAUUACGAUCAUCAAAAGAUUGUGAUAGAAUGAACAUAUGCCAGUGGCCAAAGAAAGUGAUUUUGCUUCCGAUGUUGUUGGCUGCCAAGUUUUGUUUGGAAAGUUUUUUUACACUCCCUAACAGUUCCAUUGUAGAAAAGCCACAACAACCCUUUGAAAAUUGUAUACGCAAGUAUUUUGUCCAUGCAGCUUGGUUGAAAGAAAAUGAACAAAAUUCAAUUUUGCUCUUCAUUAAAUUUGUAAUGCCAUAUAACUGUACAGGUUUGAUGUAUUACCGUACAUUCAAAAUCAAAGUAGAGUUUUCAAGAUACAUGUAUAUGAAAGUGAAUGGAUAGAGAAUGAUUACCGCGCAUGCAAAUCGCGCUUGUGAUCUACAAAUGCUGCUAUGUGAGAUAUACCUGAGGUGUAUACGCAGUUGAGUCACUGUACAACAGUUCAACUGUUGGUCACAUUGUGAGCGAGUGUUCUUGUACAAAGGAUAUCAGUUUGCAAGAUCUUACAUACAAAGUGUGUGAAGUUGGCUGGGAUGGCGUGAAGUAGCACCGACCUGUAAAUGUAAAUUCACCAACUUUCCUUGCUGGUCGCUUUACCUCGACUUGAUCAAGUACAUAUAGUGGAAUUAUCUAUCAAUUUAUCAAUUGUAAAAAAAUUGAAAAAAGUGGUAUUUAUGACGCAACGGCCAGUGGUCUAAAUAUACAGGGUCAUAAAUGAUACUAUUGUAUGUAGUGCUGUAACUUAUUUGAUGGAGUUGACUUAUCAUGUACAUUUGUAUAUUUCCAUUUAUAUAAAUGUAUGGAUGACACAGUUCUAGACAAGUAGAAAUUCAUUUUUCCUUUCUUUCACAUACCGAGUAGAAUACAGAGUAGUGUAUAAAUGUCUUGUAAUUACUGGUAGAGUAUUUCUUUUGUUGAUAUUCUUUUCCUAUUUCAUGCAACAAGUAAGAAAAUAAAAUUUUAUCUUUUUGUCUUGGAAA